This is a messenger RNA of Mugil cephalus (flathead mullet), 10639 nucleotides long. RefSeq names its product phosphodiesterase 4C, cAMP-specific b (gene pde4cb). The record is from RefSeq and is a predicted model, not a curated record. Bases 3321 to 5966 code for a protein of 881 amino acids. Gene Ontology annotation, molecular function: 3',5'-cyclic-AMP phosphodiesterase activity. Gene Ontology annotation, cellular component: cytosol; nucleus; perinuclear region of cytoplasm. NCBI's taxonomy places the organism in Eukaryota, Metazoa, Chordata, Actinopteri, Mugiliformes, Mugilidae. Gene Ontology annotation, biological process: signal transduction. The transcript has 17 exons.
CGACUUUAGUUUGAUUUGCAGCUUUUUUUCUGCCUCUUGUCACUUAAGAAUAUGAAGGAUGUGCUGUAAUUGAAAGAUUGGACAGAUGUUAGAGCACGAAGUCGAGAUGUCGCUGGACUGUUUUUAGCUUUUAGACGGAUGAAACCAUUAACCAUAAACCAUCAUUAAUGUAUUCAUCAGCAUAGUUGGGUCUGAUUUAAAUACCACCAGGUCGUUGGUAAUUUCAGCCCCGGGAUAAAUAGUAUCAAGGAUAUAUUUUUAUUAUCCAAGGUAAUUAAAACCGUCUCUGACACGACGCAGUGGAACGAGAAGGAAAGUAGCAGAGCCACAACAACGUAGAAUUGACUAAAACACAGAGUUUGUUGAUCCCGUGUGAACACGCCACAUGAAACACAGGCGUAAAGGGGUAAUAUUUCCCAUGCGAAAAGGGUUUAAGAUAAAAUAAAGGGGUUAGAGAGUUUGCUCCAGUGUUUCUGUUCGGGAUGGAAGAGGACAUUCGCAUGUAGCUGUAAAGUGUUUCUUCUUCAGUAAGAAGAAACUCUCCAAGUGAAGAUGUUGAAGUGCCUCAGAGUUGGGCAAUGUCGACAUGGGACUACGUGGUUUUAUCCACGUCCGCUGAAGGCGAACGAGAGGUCAGUCACAAAGCCACACAGAAUAUAGACGAGAUAAUUGUUUAAGAAGCUGCGAAGUGAGAUGCUUUUGUUUGCAUGAACAUUUUGUCCGAUGACCACGGAAUAUUUGUCAUAGUUUUAAAACAACUGAGGCACCAGUGCUCUCCGGGGUCUGGCGUUUGGGCCUCAGUCGAUGUGGAAAUUAAUUAACUUGAACCCAGAAUUGCCUGUAACGGAUGUCACUCAGUCAAUAAAAAGUAGCAGAUUAUAUAGUUGGAGCGUUGUGCGUUUUAAAUCGGGCAGCCUGUGUAAUGAGUGUUGAGUAGAGGCCUGAGAUCGUCAAAAUUUAAUCAAAGCCUUGCACCAGAAUGGAAUGAAAGAGGAAUUAGAAGUAUGCAUACAUGAAAACAUAGUCAUUGCUAGCAUAGAUCUAAUUAGAUGUGACUAGACUAGAUUUAGAGCUGUGGGAAGAAGAAGAAGAAGAAAAAGAAGAAGAAGAAGAAGAAGAGAACCAUUGAAGACUAUGUUUUAACAUCUGACAUCACCACGCCGCCUCAUCUGGAUGGAUCUUCAGCCAACUAUUUUCGAAGUGUCUGACAUUUUAAAAACUCCCCCUUCCUCCACUCCACCACCUCUCCCAUGUGCCUGCCGACACGUCCGACUCAGUCUCCUGCCCAGUGUCUCAAAAGACAAAUAUUUGCCUGUGAAUGUCGACAGCAGUCGUCCGGUCAGUCGGUGAGAUCACUGUGUAAGUCCAUCGCUCCCAGCGGUGGGACUGACGGGUGCUCAGUUAUACGAGUACACCUGCCCCUUAGUGGGUCCCAUGUCGUAUCCACAGGCUCACAGGUUCAAGUUUAAAGGCAGCAAGUACACAGAUCAGCCACAACAUUAUGACCACUGACAGGAGAAGUGAAUAACAUUGAUCAUCUUGUGAUGACACAACGUUGUGUUGGGAAACUUUUGGACCUGGGAUUUGUGCGGAUGUGACUUGGUCUUGUAGCACCCACCUAGACCAGACCAGACCAGACCAGGCACCUCCACCCUAUAGCAGUGAACGGUUAAAGAACAAAUCGAAAAAAAACCCACAAAAAACAGCACAAGGUGUUGACCCAGCCUCCGAACUAAAUUCCGAUCUGAUCAAUCUGUGUAUUUUAUUUUAAUCUAAUCUAAUUGUAUCUUUCUUGUAACUUCAGUGUUAUUUUUAUAUGCAACUAAGUAACUGUGACCAAGUUAUUUCUAAGUCUAAGUCUAUACACCUCAGGACACCCUCAGGAGGCGAAUGUAUUGGGAAGGGGGGUCAUAAUGUUAUGUCUGAUCAGUGUAUAUGCAGUCAUGAUUCGAUUCAUAAUGUUUUCAUGUUGUCUGUCCGUCCCAAUCUUCCCACGAACCCAAUAGCUCAGGAUCACCUUGAAGGAAUCGUUUCAAAUUUAGCACAAACCUCAACUGUGUUUCAGCGACGCACUGAUUAGAUUUUGUUCUGCAAAAGUCACAAGUCGCUGCGACCUCACACAUCUUGUGUUUUCCCAUCACUCAAGAACUCCUUUUGCAAAUCAUGAUAAAACUUCACACAAGCGUCUAACGGGAGUUCAGCCUCUUCGCCUCCUCUCCCUGGAUGACACCUAGAACAGCAGGCCUCCUGUUCCCCUGUUAGUCCGACACACACAAGCCCAUACUGAGCUCCAGGUCAUUGUCGUUGCACCAUGUGACAAAGCUCUCAAUCAGCCCUCUAUACUCGUAUGUAUAAAAAAAAAAGAAAAAAGUGUUUUUCCCUCAGGGAAUGUCAAUAUAGUCAUAGCUUCCACUUUGCCUAAACUAUGCUUUUUUUAUAUGAAACCUCCUCAAAGUGGCAUAUAUUAAAUGAGUCUGGACAGGCAUGGGCGUAAAGUCCAACCGCAAGGCUGCGAUUCUACUUUUCUCUGAUGAGGAAUUAAACUUUUACGCUGACUGCGUGAAGUAGUGUGCGCUUGUUGAGCGUGUAAAGAGUUAAAACAUUCACGGUGGCUUAGGGGUGCACAUAUACUGUACACCACACGUUCACCACACUCCGCGGUCACACACACACACACACACACACACACACACACACACACACACACACACACACACACACACACAUACACGCAGGCGCACACGUGAUCCCAGCUACUACAACCAAAGACCCCCUCAUCUCUCUACGUCUCCGUCUAACCCACACAUGCUGUAAAUGCACAGCACAUAGUUCAAACCUUUUUUUAAAGCCUCAGUAGCCCAUGUGCCUGGAAGGAGGAGACAGACAGGGAGGGAGGGAGGGAGAGAGGGAGGGAGGAGUGUCCAGAGAAGUGGGAGAAUUCAGCUCCUCAAUGUGGAUUUGAAAGCAACCCCUCCACACUCUGCUCACAUGUAGCUCAGUGUCACCGCAUUAACCAGCAGCGUGUCUCUGAGGAAAUGACUCUUUAAAGAAAAAAAAAAGAAAAAAGAAACACCCCCGGCUUUGAUCCAUCUUCCCCUCCGUUCUCUUCUUCACCCACUCUUCACGUUGGACUGGAGUCAUGCCGCUGAAACGCACCCAGGAGGGCUUUCCUCCGCUCGUCUCACUGGAAACCUGGUGCGGUCUGAAGGCAGGGGAGAGAGCAGCGCUCCGGAGCCGAGGAUCAGAGGAGCCCCCGGAGGAGGAGGAGGACAUUUAGUGGACGAACUCAGGGCAGCAGGGAGACAAACGCGACAGCAGACAUGAGUUUGCCGACUAACUGUGUGUAUCUGACCCCCUCGGUCCAGGAUCGCUACUUCACAGUGCGGAACGGGAGUAUCUGUGGGUCACCGUGUGCCGUCAACGGGCCCAUUGACAUCGUCCAGAAACGGAGGCGUUUUGAUGUGGAGAAUGGCCUGUCGGUGGGUCGCAGUCCACUGGACUCUCAGACUAGCCCGGGCUCUGGUCUGGUCCUUCAGGCCAACUUCCCCCACAGUCAGCGCCGUGAGUCCUUCCUCUACCGCUCCGACUCAGACUUCGACCUCUCUCCCAAAGCCAUGUCCCGCAACUCGUCCACCGCCAGCGACCUGGAGGAGGGAUUGAAGCAUUGGGAAGUCAAUUGGCUACCUCGGCAUGGAGAAGACAUGAUAGUGACUCCGUUUGCACAGGUUCUCGCCAGUCUACGAACAGUUAGAAGUAACUUUGCUGCUCUGACACAUCUGCAAGAUCGUGUGGGAAACAAGCGACCGUCAGGCAGCAGCCAGCCGUCCGUGUGUAAGCCAUGUCUUGCAGAGGAGCCUUACCAGAAGCUGGCGGUGGAGACACUGGAAGAGCUGGACUGGUGUCUGGACCAGCUGGAGACGCUGCAGACGAGACACUCGGUCAGCGAGAUGGCAUCCAAUAAGUUUAAGAGGAUGCUGAACCGUGAGCUGACGCAGCUAUCAGAGACGAGCCGCUCAGGGAACCAGGUGUCAGAGUUCAUCGCCAGCACCUUCUUAGGAAUUGAAAAGAGCACACUUUCUGAAGGAGAAGGUGAGGAUUUUUCCUCCUCUAAAACAGAAGGAGGCGCGGCAACAGACAGCAUUCCCGGACACAUUGUGUGGCGUUGUCGUAGCAACAGGGUGCAAUAUUAUUCAACGGCGUGUUGCAUCAAUAGGAAGCUCAGUCUUCAGCAGCCCUUCCAGCAGGAUGGUCCAGCCGCACGAGGAUGGAGCCGUCAGCCCUUCCCCGUUAUGAUACGAGUGCCUCGGCGUCAAGCCUGGCCGCGUUUGGAAAUGAACACCAUGGCUUUGGGUGUGAGGAAGAGGAGGCACUGUGAUAGAGAGAAACAACAUGACGUGGAGAUCCUGUCUCCACCUCCUAAGGAGAAGGAGAAGAAAAAGAGGCCGAUGUCACAGAUCAGUGGUGUGAAAAAAGUCACACAAAACCCGGGCUUAGCGCCUACCUGCAUCCCUCGCUUCGGAGUCAACACGCCGCACGAAAGCAUGCUGGCCAAGGAGGUAGAGGACAUCAAUCGUUGGGGUCUGGAUAUCUUCAAAAUAGCAGAAUUUUCUGGAAACCGCCCUCUGACGGUGAUCAUGUACUCCAUCUUCCAGGAGCGAGACCUUCUGAAAACAUUUAAAGUUCCAAUUGACACUUUCAUCACCUUCAUGAUGACGCUGGAGGACCACUACCACGCAGACGUAGCUUAUCACAACAACAUCCAUGCAGCUGACGUGGUGCAGUCCACCCACGUCCUCCUGUCCACCCCCGCUUUAGAGGCAGUGUUUACGGACCUGGAGAUCAUGGCUGCUCUGUUCGCUAGUGCCAUCCACGACGUUGACCACCCAGGAGUCACCAACCAGUUCCUCAUUAACACCAGUUCGGAGCUGGCUCUAAUGUACAACGACGCGUCAGUGCUGGAGAACCAUCACCUCGCUGUGGGCUUCAAACUGCUCCAAGAGGAAAACUGUGACAUCUUCCAAAACCUCAGCAAGAAACAGAGAGACUCCCUCCGCAAGAUGGUGAUCGACAUGGUGCUGGCCACAGAUAUGUCCAAACACAUGAACUUCUUGGCCGACAUGAAGACGAUGGUGGAAACCAAGAAGGUGACGAGUUUGGGAGUGCUGCUGCUAGACAACUACUCUGACCGCAUCCAGGUUCUACAGAACAUGGUCCACUGUGCCGACCUGAGCAACCCAACCAAACCGCUGGAGCUUUACCGCCAGUGGACGGACCGCAUCAUGGUGGAGUUCUUCACCCAGGGGGACAGGGAGCGGGACAAAGGCAUGGAGAUCAGUGCCAUGUGUGACAAACACAACGCCUCCAUAGAGAAGAGCCAGGUGGGGUUUAUUGACUACAUCGUGCACCCUCUGUGGGAGACCUGGGCGGAUUUGGUGCACCCUGAUGCCCAGGACAUCCUGGACACACUGGAGGACAAUAGGGAGUGGUACCAGAGCAUGAUACCCCGCAGCCCCUCACCCUCCAGCCCUGAGGCACAGCAUGCUGAGGUGGGGCCAGGAGGAGGACCCUUGGGGGCAGGAGGGACUAUGCCUUUAGUAGGAGGAGGAGGCGGAGGAGGCGGAGGAGGAGGAGGAGGGGACAAAUUUCAAUUUGAACUAACUCUGGAAGAAGAGGAGGAGGAUGAGGAGUUGGAGUCUGACCUGGAGAGCCCCUUAGAGGAGGACCCGCAGUCAGGUGGGGAGAGGCAUCGAGACUCCUCCUCCCCCUCCUUGUCUCCAGACCCCCGCAGCAGCAGGUACCGCCCUCCGUCGCCUCACCCGUCCCGGACCCUGAGUCUAGCCGCCAUGUCGGUGCGGAGCCCCCACCCCCACAGGACAAUGGCCUCUCCGGGGCAGGAGGGCGCCGACAGGGACAGAGAACUGAGCCAGGAGGGCGACGGAGUGCCCUGCCUGCACAUGGGCACGUAACAACCAGCACAACCUGCCCCGCCCGAGAGACACGAGUGCUGGGUGCGUGGAGACGGAGGCAGGGCAAGCCUUUACCAAUAAUGUCUGUAAAAUCACCACAGUCCCUUUACACUGGAGACACCCUCUCUAGAGAACAGAGGAAUGUUCCCCCUCUGUUUUAUUUUUAUUUUUCGGCAAGAAGAAUAGUUUUAGCCUUUUCUUUGGGUGACAGGCCGUUGAGUCCCACCCUAGUUUGCUGUAGCUUUGGUUCGGAGUGUUCCCUGAGAAAAAACUGCUGCAUUCAAGCUGGGAUGAAGAGUGGAGCCAACGCCUGCACUCGCAAACGAGAAGUAAACAAAGGUAAAGGAAAUGUCUUCCUCCAAAAUAAACUGUGACAUUUGAGCAGCCAAUGAGGGUCACAGUGGUGUGACAGGGUCAUGGAAAUUAUUUUGCACCAUAGUUUUUAGUUAAAGAUUUAAGAUUAUUGAGUCCUUGUUGGAACAAGUGAGUAUGAUUUAUUUUUGUUGAAGAAUGGUGUGAGACGUGAAUCAUUUUACCAAAUACAGGAUGUAGAUGAGCAGCGAUGGACCUUAACCUCAGGGUAUGAAGAGAAACAUAAGUCUAAUGUAGCACAGAUGUACUGGGUACCCCUCACCUGACCCCAGACCCCAAACUCUCCUUCCUGUUUGAUUUACCUCCAAGUCGUAGACAAAUGAGACUUUAUUUAACGUGCAUGUCUCUACAUGCAGUGAAAACCCUUUAAUGGUAAAUUUGGCAACUGAAGCAAUCAAACGAUGUAUUCUUCAACCCGCUUGUAGCACCGCAGAAAUUGAACACUGAAGGAGACCGUACCUUUGGUCUCACCUGUUAUAAAAUAUAAAAGACACCAACUGUAUUGUAUUAUUAUUAUUUUUUACCUAAAAGACAAUUUUAAAAGGUGUCAUUAUUUUCAGUUCCAAUUUUCUAACCUUCAUCCUUCGUUGUAGGUUUGCCGGUCUCGUCUGUGUUCAUGUGCUUAAAAAGCCUUUUUGUUUUUUUUUGUUUUGUUUUGUUUUAAAUCAGGGUGCCUCCGGUCAGCAGUAGCACUUUACCGUCUCUGCUGUUCAGCUCCUCCAUUCAGUCACACAAAAGGGCUCCACCCACUGUAGGCCUGCCGACCACAAAAACACGGGACAGGAUAUUUGAUUGUGGGCGCCAGAAGGCAGGGCAGGAAACUUAACCGGCCGAGCAAAUACGAAAAUCUCAGCAGGCGAUCUGAUGCGGUUUCAAAGCUCUGAUAUUAUUGUAAUUACGAGACUUUGUGAGAAGCAUUUGUUAUAUAUAUAUAUAGUUCCAUGUUCAUUAACGUUUGCAUGUCAGUUUCUAAAGCUACAAAAUUCCCUUUAUUGUGAAAUUUAAAUAUAUACGUAUGUAUAUCGGAGCCUGAUAAUCCCUUUAAAACUAAAUAAGCUGGACCGACACUGUCAACGUUCACAUUAAUCUUCUUAAAUGAGGCAGUUUUAUACCUCCAGCGUCCUCUAGUAUAAAAACAGUGUGCCUUCUGACAGCGCUGAUAGCAGCACUGUUCAAUUUACAGUCUUGAUGUCUCCCUUUAAAGGCUCUAGCCCCGGCCCCCCUGAAGACAGGCAGGGGUGCAGAAUCACAUUGGAGCAGGUGGAAACUUUAUUGCUGCAUUUAUAUGGACGCCAGUAUUUUGCCAAGAAUCAGAGUAACAUCAGAAACAAAUAUAUAAAAAAAAAAAAACGUCUCAUGUGACCGCCUUAAUCAGAAAUCACUCGGUCCUUGAUUAUUUCUGCCUGGUAGAGACACUUUCUUUCAUCAGGUUAUGGGAUGAGUAGCCAGAGUUAACAUGCGCAGGGCUGUUGAAACUUCUUCUUUGUCUGAUGUGUUUACAGCAGAUUUGACGCAGAACUGUGUUUCACAUUUAAAAAAAAAAUAGAUAAAAAAAGUUUUUUGGGGCACGUAAACUCACGCGUUACAUCUCAUCAGAUCAUUUAUUUUAACUUCCUUGUGAACCGCAAAUCAGUGAUUUCAUUCAGGCGGGAGAAACGCCGUCCAUAUAAAUGCAGCCUAUAAUCAGUGCACUGUACUUCUCUGAUCUGGAUACACACGAAAUCCUCACCUGACUCUGAGUGUUGAAUGUUUCUUCUGCUAGAAGGAUAAAGAUGCAAUAGUAAACCUUUUCUUGUCGUUGUCAAAGAAGUGAAAAGACCGAACCCACAAUGAACUGGUGCUACAUCUGAGUGUCGUUGAGCAUUUGAGUUUUUUUUUUUUUUAAAUGCAAACACAAAUUUAUGACAUGUAGAUUGUUUGUUGUGGGCAAUACAAACAUCAUGUUUACACAAAGGGGAAAAAAAAAGUAAUUCCGGCCUUACAUUUUAAAGGAGAUUUUCACUCAUCUCAGUAGAAAUUUUAAACACCAAAACCACCUAAGACAAAUUUCAGUAAGGAUCCUACGGUUCCACGAUCGCGGUGUUGCGUUUACCCGCCCUGCCCGCUGGUGCUGACGCAGAGAUGACGAGGAGCUCGGUUUCAAAAGCUGGUUGACAUAAAAGAAUCGCCUGUAGUUCAGACUAAACAGAUGACGCUCCAUCAGGUUAUGGGUCUCAUUCGGUAGAUAGUGCUCGACUGGGAUGAAUGUGUGCCAUAAGUGUUGAAAACACACAAACACCUGCCAGCCUACGAUGCUGUACAUUUUUACACUAGAGAUUUUAACCUGAUGAUGAUUGUAUCGAAAGUCAUUAAACUUUAUAGUGUUAGUUUUUACAAAUGAUACAUGUUAACAGUAUUUAAAGCAGACAGUUUCAUAGAUUUUUGUGCAGCUUAGGAUCAGCCUGUUCAGCCCUUUCCUAAUCAGAUAGCUGAGACUUGAGAAUGUGCGCAGUUUCAGGUGUUUUCAUGACUUUCCCGCGUCUUUCUGUAAUACAUGUUCGGUCUAGAACGGUGUUUGUCGCUGUCACUGAGGUGUAAAAAAAAAAAAAAAAAAAAAAAGAAGACCAGGGAGUAUGUGAACACUACACAAGACAUGAUGCUCUUCCUGGUCAGGCAGUAGUAGAAAACACUAGUUUAACAGUAUUUCAUUAUUUCAGCUAGUAAGCUUUAUUGACCAGCCUUACACAUGGAGAGGUUUAAGACGAUUGGUAAAGAGCCAGGUGUUGCUUUUGACGUGCUGACUGUUUUUUUGUUAUUUCUUUUUUUUGUUUCAUUGUUUUUGAAAGGUUUCUCCACAAUUCUAGACCAAACUUUACUCAACAUCAGUGCAAGUGGGUCACAAAGGAUCACCAAACACACAGAAAUCCUCUUCGUAAUAUGUUUUUAGCCUUUUAGCGAGAACACAUUUCAAUGCACAUAUUUUGCUAUUUUGCUGUCAUUUCAUUUCAUAUUCAAAUUUGACCAGUUUCAAACUUAAUUUGGCCUGGAGUGCAAAAUUUAACCCGCCCCAUGGUGAAAAUGCCAUGUGAACAUCUACAUCCAGUGCCUUCGGUUCAGAUCCUCUAGCACAUAGGUCUUCAACAGGGGGUCUGUGGAGGCACCGCAGUGGGGGGGUCACAAAAUCUGUGGUUUGAUUUUAUAUAUAUUUAUAUAUUUUAAUUUCUUUAAACACACAUUAACAUGAAUCCAACAUAUUUUCAUAAAGGGAUACUUUAAUAUUGAAUGCAAAAUUAUAAUAGUUUCAUUGUUUUACUACUGUUAAAGCUCCAGAAGUACAGUAGAAAUACUAAAAAUACACUUUGUGUUUACAUGAAACACUUUCAUUUUUGAAAGAUUGCAGCUUAGCAGAGAUUCGCACCUUUAAUCUUUUUUAAGAGAUGCUCUGUGGUGCUGUAGCCUUUUGUCGACCUUCAGACGCACCAAGUGUCAUUAACUAUUUAUCUGCAGUUGAAAUUUUUAGUCGACCUAAAUCACUGUAAAACUGGAGAAUUUUUAUUGUGUAGGUGCAGUAAUUCAGACAGCUUUAUGCAUUUUGCCGUAUCUGUCCAAUAUAAAUGUAUGAAUAACAUGUAGAAUAAAUAUUAAAAGCACCAACAUCCAACAUUUUAAAGACAUUCUGUACAUUUCUGAUUUUUAAUCUUUAUGCUGUUCUUACGUUAAUGUGGAGUAAAUUGAAUCACUGGGUAGGGUAGGACAAAUUCAUCCCGUUGGGUUCAUUUUAAUUGUGAUAUGAAAUAUAUGUUCGACUUUUCAUAAGCUCGACUUUAGAUGCACCAACAAUCACUUUUUUUUUUUUUUUUUUAAAUUCUGUCAGCAUGUUAAAUCCAGCACCGUGGCUCUUUUCAGGGCGACACCAGUGCCAUACAGUGUUAAAUGUGCUGACGAGCAGGAGGGUCCUGCUUUCUCUCCUUUGUGUUGCGCUGAUACUGCCUCCAUUAAAGUUCAUGCUGUCUCAUUCUCUCAACCUCUGUGUCGUGCAAACUUCUAUUAAAAAAAAAAAAGAAAAAGAGAAAAAAAAAGAUAUUUAUUCUUCAAAAUGUGUCUGUCAAGACAAAGUACUGUAACAUAGGACAUUUGAUUUCAUGUUCUGGAGCCUAAAAAUCAAGUAUACUUCACAAGUAUGUAUACGCCUGCCACUCCAAUGUUUUUUUUUUGUGUCAAAGAAAUUAACUAUAUUUUUGUUUCGCAUUUUAAGCCAAAAGAGUCUCGGGAGUUCAGGGUGUUUUAAGUGAAAAAUGCCAAUAAAUUAUAUGGAAAAUUUA